Messenger RNA from Cyclocybe aegerita, 1263 nucleotides. Lineage: Eukaryota; Fungi; Basidiomycota; Agaricomycetes; Agaricales; Hemipholiotaceae. The record is from the annotation of a GenBank genome assembly.
AUGGUCGACUCGGGACAUCGGGAACGAACCAUUUAUCUCCAUCUCGCAUCACUUGAUCAUUGUGCUGUCUGCUGGAAGACUGGGUCAAACACUCAGGAGCUGCGAAUCUGCGAGGCGUGCGGUGAGAAGAUAUACUGCUCCCAGAAAUGCCAGAAGAGCGACUGGGAGAACCAUAAAAGGGGAUGUGGGUCUACGGAUCGCAUCGACCUCAAGUCUUUCUACCCGCUCUUGUGUUAUCUUGUUCACCUCAACCAUCUGAACGGUCCAAAGCACCCUGCUCUUGAGCACAAGAUCUUGGGCUCGCCCAACCCCAACACCGAUGACGACUACCACGACCUCCUCAGUUUUCCUGACGGCAAAUCGUUCAAACUUAUAGCCCUAGGAGACGAAAUCCCUUCUUCGUCUGAGGGUACUUACGAAUGGUGGCCUACGGCUAUGUCUACUCAAGUGCGAGAACGUCUCCGGAAUCGCAUCAUCGCAGAGGGACACCUGCUUGCAGUUCUACUGGCUGUAUGUUUGUCUCUAGCCAGUGAGAUGUACACCACUACGGCUGUCCCAGAAGACGAGAAGCCUCUUCUUCAGUACUCCGAGCGACGGCGCGUUCGUCUCGCCUACCAAAGAACCCCUAUUGCGGAUUUUGGCAUCGCUAAGGGCCGACUGGAACACAUUGUCGUCCAGGACAAACUCGCGUACUUCCAUAGCGAGAAGGAACACUUCAUGGAAGGACAGGAUCCCGAAGAUCACUAUUGGAUUUACUUCACGACGGCAAGAGGCGAAGAACUUUUUCUUGAAUGCGGGAUGGGGACCUUCAAUAUGGGGAUCAGAGUCGACACGGACGCGUAUGCCAACCCCCGAUUCUACAUGCUGACGUUGGGAAAGGUUUACGGGUUCUUCCAUGACCGGGAAUUUCGUCGUAAUGCACCCAUAUUUUCAGAGAGACGAACUACGCUCGCCCGCUUUUCUAUGCUUCGGGACCCUGGAGUCUGUCAGGCGAUCAGGUACCAUGAUCCUGGCCUCCAAUGGCCUGGCAAGGCAGGAAUGCUCUCCCUCAUGGAUAGAAUCGCUGGCCGGACUUGUUCGCAGGAGGAGAAAGAACUUUUCCUCAAGUUCUGCACUACGAAUUCGUUCAUUCUUCGUCAGAACAUCCACUACAGGGCUUACCGAGGUUUUCCUUCGUCUCCCGUCGUAGAUUGGGAGACGGAUCCGGAUGAGAAGACUUGUGAAGAAAAAAGGAAGAAGCAGCCGAAUGGUCGGACUAUAUGA